Messenger RNA from Zingiber officinale, 1395 nucleotides. Its product is annotated as GDSL esterase/lipase EXL3-like. Gene Ontology annotation, molecular function: hydrolase activity, acting on ester bonds. The transcript has 5 exons. The record is from RefSeq and is a predicted model, not a curated record. The coding region runs from base 21 to 1118 and encodes 365 amino acids. NCBI's taxonomy places the organism in Eukaryota, Viridiplantae, Streptophyta, Magnoliopsida, Zingiberales, Zingiberaceae.
GGGUUGCGCUCUGCUUUGGUAUGCGGCAGCUGGGAAUGGAGUUGAUGGGAGCUCAGCUGGUCCUCGUCGGCCUCAUGCUGCUGCACUACCUGCCCGCCACGACGUCUGGGGAUGGCCUCAACCGGACGAUGGCGGCGGCGCCCAUGGUGCCGGCGAUCAUUGCCUUCGGGGACUCCAUCGUCGAUCCGGGCAACAACGACGUGCUCGCCACCAUCAUCAAGUGCAACUUCCCGCCUUACGGCCAGAACUUCGAGAGCGGCGCCACCGGGAGGUUCUCCAAUGGCUUCAUUCCCACGGAUCUGAUAGCUCAAAGGUUAGGUGUGAAGCAAUUACUUCCCCCGUACCUUGGCGUGGAUCUCUCACCUGAAGACAUCUUAACUGGUGUCAGCUUUGCCUCCGGCGCGACUGGCUAUGACCCCCUCACGCCCACAAUCCUGAAUGUGAUUCCGAUGAAGAAGCAACUCGACCUGUUCAGUGAGUACAGAUCGAGGUUGUACUCCAUUGCCGGCGCAGACAGAGGCGCGGAGAUCAUCUCUCAAGCCCUGUUCGUUAUUUGCGCAGGAUCUGACGACCUCGCAAACACUUAUUACAUCACCCCUUUCAGGAGGAACUAUGACGUUCCUUCCUACGUCAACUUGUUGAUCACUUCGGCUUCAGAGUUCAUCAGGCAAGUAGUAGGAAUCGGAGCGACCAGGAUUGGAUUUGUGGGUCUUCCGCCCAUCGGCUGCGUGCCGUCGCAGAGAACUCUCGCGGGAGGGAAAGAAAGGCGAUGCGUCGCGGCUCGGAACCAGGCGGCGCAGCUAUACAACUCUAGAAUUCAAAAUGUCAUCAAAGGGCUUUCGGCAGAGUUUCCUGGGGUGAGAAUUGUCUACAUCGACAUAUACGACAUCAUUCUCGAUCUUGUUCAGAGGCCUGGCCAAUAUGGAUUCACAGAGUCAACAAGAGGGUGCUGUGGAACUGGAGAACUGGAAGUCACUCUCUUGUGCAACAGCCAGACAGCAACCGCUUGCAGUAAUGUCGAUGAGUAUGUGUUCUGGGACAGCUACCACCCCACGGAAAAGGCUUACAGGGUUAUAGUGAAUGACAUUCUUACCAAUUACCUGAGAUACUUGCUCUGAGAACCAUGAUCUUGCGAAAUUAUACUGAAUAUGGCACUGCAAUUGCCUUUUAGCCAUUGGUUAGUUAUUAUUUGGGCCUUAUUAAUCUGAUUUACUGGCCAGUUAUCAAUGAAGUCGAGAGAAUGUAGUAGCUUAUGGUGUGGGACAAUCUAUGACUCUUAGUCAAUCUUACUACUACGAAGAUGGUUAUCGGAGUUAUAGGAAUAUAGUUCGAAUUAAAAGUGCAAAUCUAAAUUAGAUUUAUAUAUGUCAAGAUGGCAUGAACGGAUGAUCUUAA